Messenger RNA from Klebsormidium nitens, 1030 nucleotides. NCBI's taxonomy places the organism in Eukaryota, Viridiplantae, Streptophyta, Klebsormidiophyceae, Klebsormidiales, Klebsormidiaceae. The record is from the annotation of a GenBank genome assembly.
CGAAGAAGUGACUGGGGCUGGCGCUGGCGGCAAUGCAGUGCUUAUUGCUGGAGCGUGGGUCGAUACGGUGAUCGAUGCUGGAGCAGGGGGCGGGACGGGCUAUCAGUGCCGACGCGACGGCCGAUGCGCUGACCGGCGCAGAUGCGGGUUACGCUGCGCUGAUUGGCGCUGACGUAGGGAGCGCAGGCGGCUGUGAGGCUGAGGGGCUGAGGGGCUGCGGACAUCCCAGUGGGGGCCAGCAAGGAGGCGAGGUUGCCCCGAACAUGGAGAUUGACCAUGGAGGCGGUACUGAGUAUGCAGAGCGUCUGCACCCUGCAGAGAGGAGCCACGGGCUCGAGCAGGGGGGACUUCGGGAGGACGUUUGGUUAACGGAAUUUGUCACUGACGGAUUUGCUGGAGCCGUUUUUAGAGGCCUAUUCGGUGGAAAAGCAGUUGCGGUGAAAACGCUCGACAUGAGCCGAUCGACGUCCAGAUUGGGGUACCUGCUCAACGAGGCCACGGUUCUGAUGGAGCUUAGCCCUCUGUGGGACGUGACAGUGCCCCGGCUGCUGGCUUAUGGCCCGUACACUGAUUCCACGUAUGCUGUGAUUCUGUCCUGGAUCGAGGGUCGACCUCUGAUGGUUCACGACAAAGGGCUUCUAAGAAGUGCGGCUGAAGCGCUCCGGUCGGUUCAUCGGCGUGGUUACCUCCACGGAGAUGUACGGUUGUCCAACUUCAUCGUUGAUGGUCAGAACAAAGUCUCUUGCAUCGACUUUGGCUUUGCGCAAAAGUCCUUAGAUGACCAGGCUUUUAGGAAGGAGGAGCGGCAACUAAAAGCCUGCUUUGGAAAGGAAUAGGAACCGUUAUGCAGACAGACAUGCAUCUCGUGCGAUAAACACGCGAUACUAUGCUGAACCAACUUGGAGAACCUGAAAUGGGCAAACGUUAGUUGGAGAAGACUUUUGCAGACUACGUUCUUCAAAUUGUCUGUCUAGCGCUAGCUUGAUGCGUUGAUGUAUAGCCCGUACUGAAUCAAUCAGCAUAUUUGCGC